Coffea eugenioides is the source of this 814-nucleotide messenger RNA. RefSeq names its product leucine-rich repeat extensin-like protein 3. The record is from RefSeq and is a predicted model, not a curated record. The coding region runs from base 228 to 692 and encodes 154 amino acids. Lineage: Eukaryota; Viridiplantae; Streptophyta; Magnoliopsida; Gentianales; Rubiaceae. The transcript has 2 exons.
UUGUCCAUGCAGCAACCAAAGCUGCCAACGCACACUUAAACGCAAGCCCCCCACAUCACAUGCAGAAAUCACCCCUCGAUCGCUAGCUAGAGUAUUUCUUCAUAUUCAAACACCUAGCUCUCACCUUUCUGCUUCUUUCGUACUGGUGUGUCAUAUAGCUUCCACUACUAGCUAAAGCUUCUCUCCUCUCUUCAUCAUCAUCUCCAAAAUUAAAAGGGGUCUUUUCAAUGUGUCAAGGGAAUCGAAUAUUAAAUCAUAUGAAGUUCAUUAUCCUCCUUUUAACAUUGGUUCCAACAAGUGCUAUUCGUCAUGAGAAGUUCGAUGAAUCCACGGUGCAACCCAUGCCUGAGACGAGCAUAAAAUGUGGGGAGUGCCCGUGUGUAAAUCCAUGCACUCAGCAGCAGCCACCUCCGCCGCCUCCGCCGCCACAGAUCACUCAGUAUUGUCCUCCACAAGUUCCGCCACCGCCAAGGUUCUACUACUUUUCAGGCCCUCCAGAACCAACACAAAUAACACCACCCUCUCCAAGAUUCACAUACGUGAUAGGCGACCCCCAAGACAGCUUGUAUCCAACUGAUCCCUUUAAUCUGGAGAUCUACAACCGUGCCACGCGUGAUUGUGGUGUCAUCCUAGGACUGCUUCUUCCCAUAAUUUUCGGAUUGCUACAGAUAUUGGCCUUUCUAGGAGCAUAGAAGUACUAGAAUUUUUUCUAGUAAGUUUCUAAAUGUGAUCGUUUACUGUCUUCUGAAAACUGUGGCAAAGGUACUUUUUGUAUCACAAGUAUGCUGUACAAUUUUAUUUUAUUUUUUUAAUA